GAGUUCUCAAGUUGUGUUCCGUUAAGCUCUCACAGCGCAGAGUGGGAGUAAUGCAGGACUUCUGGGGAGACAUUGUGAGGAACACUAAAGGGCCGUCCAUUUUCCUGGGUAACGAUCAUGAAGCCGUAGUGGAUUUGGGGAAGACCAGCUCCACCAUCCACACCAACUUCGAGAAGGAGGAGCUCGAAAGUCACAGGGCGGUGUACGUGGGGGUGCACGUCCCUCUGGGCCGACAGAGCAGGAGGAGACACCGGCACCGUGGACACCGACACCACCGCAAACGCAGAGAGAGAGAGUCGGACAGAGAGGACGGCCGAGAGUCACCUACAUACGAUACUCCCUCACAGAGAGUGCAGUUCAUCUUGGGCACUGAGGAUGACGAUGAAGAGCACAUUCCUCACGAUCUGUUCACCGAGAUGGAUGAGCUGUCCUUCCUGGAUGGACAGAUGUGUGAGUGGAAGGAAACGGCCAGGUGGCUGAAGUUUGAAGAGGACGUGGAGGAUGGUGGGGAGCGGUGGAGUAAACCGUAUGUGGCCACUCUGUCACUGCACAGCCUGUUUGAGCUUCGGAGCUGCAUCAUGAGCGGCACCGUCAUGCUGGACAUGCGGGCCAGCACCAUCGAAGAGAUCGCAGAUAUGAUCAUAGACGGCAUGGUGGCGCAGAAGCAGCUGGACGAGUCUCUGAUGGAGAAGGUCCGGGAGGCCAUGCUGAAGAGGCAUCACCACCAGAACGAGAAGAAGCUCAGUAACCGCAUCCCGCUCGUGCGCUCCUUCGCUGACAUAGGCAAGAAACAUUCCGACCCGCACUUGCUCGAGAGGAACGGGGAGGGGCUCUCCGCCUCCCGCUUGUCACUCCUGAGGCGUAACUCCUCCAUCUCUGCCUCCACCCCUCCGGACUCACGCCGGCAGUCCAGAGUGUCCCGCAGCUCUCGCGGCUCCUUAGGCUUCAGCCUUGGCCUCAGCCUCGGCCUCCUGCAGCCAAGCCCCGCCUCCUCCCUGUACGCCACGCCCCAGAACUCCCCGUCCCCAUCCCGCCACUCCUCGCCCCCACCGCGCCCAGCCGGCCCCCCGCUGCAGCACCCGGAGUUGCUGGUGUCCCGGGGCCAGAGGGACGACAUCCCAGAGGUGGUGGUGUUCCCGCCCGAAGAGGAGGAGGAGCCACACCUGCACGAAAGCUCUGACCAGGAUGAGGGGGCGGGGCCUGACUACUCCCUGCUCCAGCCCCCCCCUUCAGAAGGGUUGCUGGCCUCUCCCCAGUCGGCCCCGGGGAGCCUGGAGAACAGUAAGCCGAGCGAGAGUCGGAUCAGCAGUGCUGGUGGGGGGGGCACGGGGAGCCGAGAGAACAGCACCGUCGACUUCAGCAAGGUGGACAUGAACUUCAUGAGAAAGAUUCCUCCGGGUGCGGAGGCGUCGAAUGUUCUGGUGGGGGAGGUGGAUUUCCUGGACCGUCCCAUCAUCGCCUUCGUCAGACUGUCCCCCGCCGUCCUCCUCUCCGGCCUCACUGAGGUGCCGGUGCCCACCAGGUUUCUGUUUCUGCUGCUCGGCCCGUUCGGUAAAGGAUCUCAGUACCAUGAGAUCGGCCGGUCCAUCGCCACGCUGAUGACCGACGAGGUUUUCCAUGAUGUAGCGUAUAAAGCCAAAGACCGAAAUGACCUGCUCUCAGGAAUCGAUGAGUUUCUGGACCAGGUGACCGUUCUGCCCCCGGGGGAGUGGGACCCCACCAUACGCAUCGAGCCCCCAAAAAAUGUCCCCUCACAGGAGAAGAGGAAGUUGCCCCCAGUGCCCAACGGCUCCGCCCCCCCAUCAGAGAGCAUUAAAGAGGAGGAUCAUCACACAGGCCCCGAACUACAGAGGACAGGACGGAUAUUUGGGGGUUUGGUGAGGGAUGUUCGGCGUAAAGCUCCGUUUUAUUGGAGUGACGUGCGAGACGCUCUGAGUCUGCAGUGUUUGGCCUCUAUCCUGUUCCUGUACUGUGCCUGUAUGUCCCCUGUCAUCACCUUCGGGGGUCUGCUGGGAGAUAUCACCAAAAACAACAUCAGUGCUAUAGAGUCUCUGUUCGGAGCGUCUCUGACCGGAGUGGCGUAUUCUCUCUUUGCUGGUCAGCCACUUACCAUCCUGGGCAGCACCGGUCCGGUUCUGGUGUUUGAGAAGAUUCUGUUUAGGUUCUGCAGAGAUUACGGCCUGUCCUACCUCAAUCUGCGCACCAGUAUCGGACUGUGGACGGCCCUGCUGUGCGUGGUGCUGGUCGCCACGGAUGCGAGUUCUCUGGUGUGCUACAUCACGCGCUUCACGGAGGAGGCCUUCGCUGCACUGAUCUGCAUCAUCUUCAUCUACGAGGCCUUGGAGAAGCUCUUCCACCUGGGAGAGAUGUUCCCCAUCAACAUGCGCAACCAGCUGGACAACCUCACCUUCUACACGUGCCAGUGCGCUCCACCUGCCAACACCACACAUGAGCUCAUACACAGGUGGAAUCAGACCGGCUUCACUCCAGAAUCCAUAAACUGGAGCCAACUGAACGUCACUAUGUGCCAUAAACUGCAUGGUGUGUUUGAGGGUCCGGCGUGUGCCCAUGACGGACCCUUCAUCCCUGACGUUCUCUUCUGGUCCGUUAUUCUCUUCUUCACCACCUUCUUCCUCUCCUCCUUCCUGAAACAGUUUAAGACCAAGCGCUACUUCCCCACUCGGGUUCGCUCCACCAUCAGCGACUUCGCGGUCUUUCUCACCAUCAUGAUCAUGGUGGUGGUGGAUUAUCUGGUGGGGAUUCCGUCCCCCAAACUCAACGUCCCGGACACGUUUGAGCCCACCUCUAAAGGCCGCGGCUGGUUGAUGUCCCCUCUGGGCACUAACCCCACCUGGACGCUGUUCGCUGCAGCCAUUCCUGCUCUGCUCUGCACCAUCCUCAUCUUCAUGGACCAGCAGAUCACCGCCGUCAUCAUCAACCGCAAAGAGCACAAACUGAAGAAAGGCUGUGGGUAUCACCUGGACCUGCUGGUGGUGGCGGUGAUGCUGGGCGUCUGCUCUUUGAUGGGUCUGCCGUGGUUCGUGGCCGCGACCGUUCUCUCCAUCUCCCACGUCAACAGCCUGAAGGUAGAGUCGGAAUGCUCCGCCCCCGGAGAGCAGCCCAAAUUCCUCGGCAUCCGUGAGCAGCGCGUCACCGGCCUCAUGAUCUUCAUCCUCAUGGGCCUGUCGGUCUUCAUGACCUCUGUACUCAAGUUCAUCCCCAUGCCGGUGCUGUAUGGCGUUUUCCUCUACAUGGGCGUCUCCUCUCUCAAAGGAAUUCAGUUCUUUGACCGGAUAAAGCUGUUCGGGAUGCCAGCGAAGCACCAGCCGGAUCUGAUCUAUCUGCGCUAUGUGCCUCUGUGGAAGGUUCACGUGUUCACCAUUGUUCAGCUGACCUGCCUCGUCCUGCUGUGGGUCAUCAAAGUGUCGGCUGCUGCUGUGAUCUUCCCCAUGAUGGUUCUGGCUCUGGUGUUCGUGCGGAAGCUUCUGGACUUCUGCUUUACGAAGCGCGAGUUGAGCUGGCUGGAUGAUCUGAUGCCAGAGAGUAAGAAGAAGAAGGAGGACGACAAGAAGAAGAAGGAGAAGGAGGAGGCCGAGCGGAUGCUGGACGCGGAGCAGGGUCUGGAGUACGACGGAGAAAAUCUCCUCAGCCUCAAAACCCUCAAAGUCAGCGCUGACCCGUCUGUGGUCAACAUUACUGACGAAAUGGCCAAAACCUCCGUUUGGAAAGCUGUGGCCAGUUCCAAAGCUCUGAAAGCCAGAGCCAGCGAGAAGAGCGCUAGCAUCCAGAUCAGCGUGGAAGACGAAGAAGGACAGAAGUUCGUGGACACGGAGACGUCGUUAUGAUAGCGGGGUGGUGAGAGAGCGCCCCCCCGCUGGUCCACUCGAGCACCUGGCUGACCCUCAGUGUGGGCAAAAAGCAGGAGGACCUGAAUGAGACCAGGCAACAGAUUCCGUUCACGCUCCUGUACGUUUUUGUUUUAUUAGCACACCAACCUGCUCUCUUUUCAUUUUCAGCAGAGGUGAAUAGUUCACGUUUACAAAGUAAAAGUCCUCCCAGAAUUUUUUCAUUUGCUGUUUAGCUCAGAAUCGAUGAUCCAAAUCAAAUAGACGAUACAGAAUCGGGGCAGGACUUUUACUUUGUAAACUCAGACUCAUACGCUUCUGCCUUUUACCGCUUUAUUUUAAUUCAGUGUCUGAGGGAAGCUGCGACUUCCCGCCUCUUAUUUCUGUUGUAAAAGUCAUUAAAAGGCAGCAGACGUUUUAGAGUGACGUUGUUCGGUUAGCGUGAUCUUUCUUACGGUACCGUUUCCGCGGAGCUUCGUCCAGGUUGGUUGUUUCACUGUUUAGAGCCAGUGCACAUCAAACUCCAUUAAAAGCUCUUUAGACGCCUCAGAGAGUGAAUUUACAGGUACCGUCUCAUUUAGAACCAGCAUCACGGGAGAAAUGCGACUCUGUCUGAUCAUAAUUUUUUAUUAUUAUUAUUAUUGUUACUAUUUUAUUUAUUUUUAAAGGCGUGUUUUAGGCACUGUGCUCACUGUGGGUUUGGACUGUACGAUGCCAUGUAGACGCUUUAACGCAGAAACGCGUACAAAGAGUCGUUUAAACCAAACGGUGCAGAUUCACCAGAUAUUUGAGCACUUUUACACAAAUAAACAGUUUCCAUGCUUAUAUAUUAGCAAAAUAACCAUAUUUACACCGUCUCCUCCGCUUUACCCCAAAAUACAGUGUGCUUCUUUAGGUUUGAGGCGAGUGAGUGAUGAUUUAGGUCUGAGGCAGACAAAUAGUGUCAACAACCCCCCCUUAUUUUUCUUUUUAUGAUUUUUAAUUAGCACUCAUAAUUACUUGUUUUGCUGUUAAGUGUUAUCCACUGUCUGUAAAGCCCUUUGAGCUGCCACCGGCAUAAACAGCGCUCUAUAAAUAAAGAUAAUUAUCAGGAAAGAGUAUUACUCUAAUUCUGAUUCUCUGCUCCACCUUAAGUGGUGCAGCAUUUACAUGUAACUGCUUCACUAUUUAAGCUGGAACAGGACAUUUUAACAGUAGAGUCAUUUCCAUUCACCAGCUUCUUAUUCAGAGUUUCCGUUCCACCUUAAACGGCGCAGCAGUUACAGUCUGGUCAGAGCAAAUUUACUAACAGGUUUGGGCCAAGUUUGUUGUUAUUUACGCUGCGGUUAGCCUGUUGAUUUAGGGCUGAGAGAUGAAUCGUUUUAUAUCACAAUCGCAAUUUUAAUUAUUAAGCAAAACACUAAUGUGCUGUGACAUCACAACCACCAGCAGCUGGCAGCCUUCAGGCCUCGAGCUGGAAAAGGUGGAUUUUCUGAUGUUCUUGCCCGAAAUAACAGGCCUGUUCUUAAAAAAUCACAGUUUAAAUCACCGUUUAAAUCACCGUUACGCCAUUGGUCAGAAAAAUCGGUUAUAUGUUCCCCAAGUUACUCAUUAUCUACAUUAGUCUCAUAGCUCCAGAGCUAAAACUAAAGAAGCGACCUUCAGACACCAAACACGUCUCAGUAGACUGAGGGGGGGGUCACUGACCUGUCGCUUUAAAUAUCUGAGCAGUGCUGUAAACCUUCAGUGCCAUGUUAGCCAGUUUACGUCCAGCGGAGCGCUCGGCCCGUGGGACUGAGUCUGUGUCGUUAGUGUUCGUUAGUUUCCGGUUCGUUAGUGUUCGUUAAUCGUUUAAUGGUUUAAUUUAUUCGGAGCUGCGUCGCGGUGAGGAUGUCGGGCCGGAAGCCUGGAGGGAGUUUUGGUCUGCAAUUUCGUCUCUUCUCUGUAAUUGUGUUGCACUUUAGGUACUUUAACCAUCACAUGCUUAGUCCUGAUACUUAGUCCUAAUACUUACUGUAUUCCACUUGUACUUAAUCCACUCAUGGCAGCGGUCAGUAACCCUGCUGCUGGACAACUGCUGACCUGCUGACGCCUGGUUCAGCUGUUGUUUUCAGAUCAGAGCUGCUGUUGAUUAUUUCUGUAGUUUUACACCGAUUUAAUAAAUUAAACGGUUCAUUAAACGAUUCAGACGUAAACAGAGUCCUUCAGAGCGGUUUGGUGUGAAACGCUCUGUUCUAGAUAAAUAUACUGAGUCAGAACUGUUCACAGUGGUGGUGAUAGGAACCAGAUGUCUGAAGAGAUUAAAGGGCCCGUAUCCUACAUUUUCCUUACAUUUUGGUUUUAUCUGUAAAGUUUACUUAACAUUUGUGUUUCUACGUUUUCAGCCUCGCAGAUUCUGUUACUGUGCCUUUAACACUGAGACGUGUAAAUGAGCUCUGUUCUGAUUGGCUGUGCCUUCAUUCAAAAAGGAGUUGAGGCUGAAACACUUCAGUGUGAGUGGGCGGGGCUAAACUGCUGUAGGCAGAAAAGGCGUAUGUGUGUAAAUGUGUUGGUCUUGGUGACGUCACAAAAACAAUAAAUUAAAAAUGGGCUGUUUACAUAUUCGGACUGAGGUUAUGAAAUAUAGAAUAAUGUUUACAUUCUGCAUUCAUGGUGGGAAACCGGCCCUCACUGUAUAAAUAAAGAUGUUAAAUAAAAAAAUAAAUUCCAUUCCAUAUAAACCCAGAAGACUCGUGUAGGUUCACUGGUGGUUCUGGAUAGUAAAUAAAAUGUCUAUAUCUGUGUUGUAGUCAUGGCGACCCCUGGUUCCCUAUCACCACCACUGUAAAGAACUCUGAACCAUUUCACACCAAACCUCUCUGAGUCGCUCUGUUUAUGUUCUAGAUAGCUGUAUCAGGAGAGCUAAGUGUUAUAUUAGAGGUUAAAGCUGAAACUUGUUGGCUGGACGUCCAGGAAGACGGUUCCUGACCGCUGAUUUAGAAUCUCAGGAACCUCUCCUCUCACCGCGUGUCCACGUCCCAUCAGCCCAAACGAGCCUUCAGUCUGUGACCUCACAGCUUCACGCUGCGCACGGACGCCACAGCGGUCAGGGGUUUUUACCAAGUCCGUUUUUGUGCCUGAUGUUCAUAAAAGCCCAGAAAUGAUCUGAAAUCCUUAGUUUUAAUAAGUCUUAUUUGUAUUAUCUGUAGUUUUGUAAAGUUAGAGAUGUACAAUCUUGGACUGUAAUUAAAUUAUUGAUUAGAGAUUAUUAAUAGGUAUUUAAAGGUUAGGUUAGAAGAGAGAGCUGCGAAGUUUAUACUAGCCAUGUUCCCAUCAUCCUCAGCGUAAAGAUGAUUAUUAGAUUAUUAUAUUUCAGAUCCUGACGAUGAAAAUCAGUUUUGUAUUCAGUUGCUGAGUCCUGUAGGUCGUAGCGAGAAUCAGACAGGACUUUUAUUUUGUUAAGUGCGUCUUCCCUCGGGGACUCGGAACAAGUAUUGCUGCCGUAGUGUUUGAAGUGCUUUAUAUCCUCACCUGCUGUGGCCUGUAAACCCUGUAAACCCUGUAAACCCUGUAAACUCAACGCUUCAUUUCAGCUCAGAUUAUUUUACAGAUUUCGGAUCAAAUCGAGGCAGAAAUACUCAGAAGAGGACAGACGAGUUUAGACUCAGUAAACAUGUAUUAUUUAGAUGAAAGUGAAGAACUAUUUUUUGUAAUGUCUCUGAAAUUGUUAAAGCAAUAAAGAUGAAUUUGUUCA
Molecule: messenger RNA, 7557 nt
Organism: Colossoma macropomum (tambaqui)
Lineage: Eukaryota; Metazoa; Chordata; Actinopteri; Characiformes; Serrasalmidae
Gene: slc4a7
Product: solute carrier family 4 member 7
Exons: 26
Coding region: 51-3845 (1264 amino acids)
Biological process (GO): transmembrane transport; bicarbonate transport; regulation of intracellular pH
Cellular component (GO): plasma membrane; apical plasma membrane; basolateral plasma membrane
Molecular function (GO): solute:inorganic anion antiporter activity; sodium:bicarbonate symporter activity; monoatomic anion transmembrane transporter activity
Source: RefSeq, a predicted model, not a curated record